Molecule: messenger RNA, 3198 nt
Organism: Limulus polyphemus (Atlantic horseshoe crab)
Lineage: Eukaryota; Metazoa; Arthropoda; Merostomata; Xiphosura; Limulidae
Exons: 13
Coding region: 1-2667 (888 amino acids)
Molecular function (GO): nucleic acid binding
Source: RefSeq, a predicted model, not a curated record
AUGGAGACCACCAUAACGGGUGAAUUGGUUGGACGGCGAGUUCAAAUCACAACCGAUGAUGGUAUUUACAAAGGAUUGGUUAAAACGUUUAAUGCUGCUUUAAUGAAAAUAACUCUAUACAAUGUAUUUUCCUGCUCUACCAACAAGCCACUUCAUGGUCUUCAUCAUUUUUAUGAACAUGAGAUUAAAGAGUUUGUUCCAGUUGGCAGGACAGCAAGUGUGAAAAGUUUAGUAUUGUCAGAACAGCAGAAGAAAGGGAAGAUUCUAAACAAACAUCCUGAAAUUCCUCAAGUAGAUGGCAAGUUUCAUAAACACUUCCAGCAUUAUCAGAAAAAUUGUGGAAUCAAAACAAGACACAUUGGACCACUAAACUUUUUGAUAAAUUGUGGUAUAACUGAUGAUGAUGUUCUAGAGGAAGCUGCCAGGAGAGCAGAAGGAAAAGAGGAUUCAGGAUAUACUACUCACUGCAAGAAUGGACAAACAGAACCAACAAAUGUUCCUCUUUCAGAAGAGGAGGAGGAGCAUUUUCAACCUCCAACUCUACGCUUUCAAUUAUCUGCAGAUUUUGUUGUGAUUGAUGAAAUUGGAGAUGUAUUCUUUGAUGCUGUAAACUGCUUGAAGAAUCAGGCUAUUAUAGGAGUUUCAAUGGAACCAGGGAGUAUCAAUAGAACAGGUGAACUUUGUUGGUUGUCGAUUGGAACUAAAGAUUAUGUUUUUCUGUAUGAUAUUUUUUCACUUGGAAAACAAGCUUUCCAACAAGGGCUAAAAGAAAUCAUGGAAAGUUUAUCAAUUCUGAAGGUAAGAAAAUUUUUUGGGAAACUUUUUUAUUUUAAACUGUUAUAUAAAAAAAAAAUAAUAAUCCACUCUUUGCUUAUAGCUUGGGCCGUAAGAAGAUAUAAAAUUACAUGUGUAACACAAAUAGUUGAAGAAAUUGGCGAUGUCUUGGUGCAGAGACAAGAAAAUGAAAAAUUACGAUGUCAGACCAGACAUUUAAGUUCCUGUUUAACAGAUUAUCUUCAGUUGUCUAACACUGAAAUCUGUGUGAAGUGGUUCAGCCAGGAUCUUUUAAAUAAAGACACUGAAGUUUGGAAACGUAGGCCACUUCCUCCAAUCCUACUUGAGGCUGCAGUGAAACGUGUUAUAUAUCUGAGGGAGUUGCGUGUGGCUGUAAUGGAAAAACUUUUAACUGAAUUCACAUCUGCAGUUAAUUCAAGCUUAAGCCUUAUAAGAGACAUGAGUCAUGAAGAAUUGGAUAAUAGUGCAUCAUUUUCAGUUAUUUUACCACCCAUCUUCAGUAACCUCCAAAGCAAGCCUAGAAAAAAAGCAAGUCAAUCUCCUAAGUUUUUACCACCAGGAAAUUUGCAUCAGGAAGACAAAUUCUGGCACACUUUCCCAUCACAGGAAGAGUUGAAUUUGAAAAAUACCCCUACAUUGUGGAAAUCAACAAAUUCGGAAGGGGAAAAUCAUAUCCAUCAAAAAAUAGAAAUAUCCAACAAAAAUACAAACUUCCAAAGACACUGGACAAAGAAACAAAAAUAUGAAGAGGUUAGAAGAACUGGCUUGGAUAGGGCAAAUGAAACAUCAUCACCAUCAGAGACAGACAAGCAGAAACAAAAUCAGGCAUUGCAAAGGAUAAAUAAAAAAGGUCUGUCAAGCAAAAAUUGGGACAUCCAACAGAAGGAAGCACAUGUAAUUAGUAACCAUACGAAAAAGAAAAAAGUAUCUUGGCCCUCUGUUUCUGAGAGUGAAAGUCCAUCCAAUUCUCAAUGUGUACAUGGUUUUAAAAAUUUAGAAAUUAGUAACAAAGAAAAAGCAUUAUCUUCACAGAAACAAUGCAGUAGUGAACAUUUUACACUUAGUAGCUCAAACUAUGAUCUUGUUCCUUUAAAAGAUAAACUAAGUGAUACUGUAUCUAAUUCUGUGGAUGGAAGGUAUCAAGAGACAAACUUUUGGCCAAAAGUGAAACCAUCAACAUCAAGUUUAACCAUCAUUCCUGCAGGAAUGCAACAAGAACUGAGAAAUAGUAGUACUCAGGCCACAGGUACAAAUAAUGACAAAGAUAAUUCUGCCUCCCAGACUUCAAUGAGAUCAAAGUCAUAUUUCUGUAAGAACUUUGUUACAAGUACACCAAAAGGAUAUACUCUUCAGUCUCAGAGGAAUUGCACUUUAGUACACAGUUUUACUGCAACAAAUGAAAAUGCCAUUACUGGUGAAUCAGAUCAAGAAAUGAAAAAUGCUAAAUAUGAUGAUUUUAAUCAGCCCUUACCAUUUUCCUGUCCAGGUCAUGUACAUCAGCCCGUUGGAGGAUUAGCUAAAGUACCUGCAGGACCAGAGCUACAAGUUUGCUGUAAGAGCAGCAAAAAUCUGUUGGAUGAUUCUGAAGACUUACUAAACAGAGUAGAAAUUUCAACUGUCUCUUCUAAAUCACAAUCAUUAGCUCAACAAAGUGAUUAUGAGGAACUGUCCAAUCAUUCUGUCAAACAGUCAGACAGAACAAGAAGCUUAAAUGAAACAUCCAAAUCCCAGUCACUACUACAUAAUUCAAGCAGUGAAAAUAUGCUAAAAGAUUCCAUAAAUCAUCAAGUUAAUACAAAGACAGAUUCUAUGAGAAAAGAAAAAUCAGUUUUGUAUGGAAUGUUAGAAGCUUUACUGUCCAACAGAACAUAGAUAAAAAAUUCCAAAAUAGUUUUAAGUUACUAUUCCCUCAUCAUUUUUGUUUUAUAAAAAAAAAAGAAUUCAUAAGGUUUGUGUUAUGUAAUCAUUUAUUAUGUCUCUUGCUUUACUGUACAAGUCCUUUAUAAAUUGAAUGAGAAACAUGAAAUAUAUUAUACAGGACUUACAAACUUAAAAUUUUCCUCAAUGAUGGGAUAAGGAAGACAAAAAAAUUUAUAAAUGCUUGCAAAACCUAAUUCUGAGAAGUUAUAAAUAUGUUUGUUAUUUCCGAUUCACUCUUAAAAUGAACAUGCUCAUUAAAUGUUACCAAAUGAAUACAUUAUUCAUUAUCUGUACAUAUAACAUCAGCAUCAAUUUUUACUGGGAUGUCAUAGUUAGUAGACUCUUCUCCCAGGUUUAAUAGCAUUACAAUAAAUUUUGAUACAUAGAUAUUCCCUAAAGUUUCAUGAGCUAAGUUUUAAACUAGUGAGUAAAUUGUGUUCAGUUGUAAGUAGUAAACAAUAAUCUGUGAUUCAGUUUUUAUUU